GAUCCGGUGGCUAGAUUUUUUCAUUGCUCGUCUUCAACGAUGUGGCUGCGUGCAACGAUACCUCUGGUCAUUGUCUCCCUGUCUAUGGUUCUGGCCCAGGGCGAUGGGCGUUACCGUCCUCCGCCCACUCGGGCCAGCGCCGGAGACGGACGCUAUCGCGGGGGCAACGAUGGAAGGUAUUCUGGCGGCAACGAUGGACGUUAUCGCGGCGGAGGCGAUGGCCGCUACUCCGGAGGCAAUGAUGGUCGCUAUGUCCAUGUGGACAACAAGUACCAGCACGACAAUCGUCCGGGUGGAGACUACACCGGGGAGAGUGGUCGGUAUGUGGGUGACAAGAAUCGUGGUUCCGGAUCCGGAGGAGGCGGCGGAGCUGGUGGAGGUGGAGCAGGUGGUGGUGCCGCAGUAGGCCCGCCAAGAACCACAGCUAGACCAGCACCGAGACCCACUACGCCUGCUCCACCGGCGGUGCCAGAUCCCACCGCCAACUUACCAAAAGGCCGCGGCACUGGGGAAGGUGGCAAUGGGUGGGCUAUCAUCCGGCAGGAGGACGACGUGGAGCAAGACGGCUACCAUUAUCUUUAUGAAACCGAGAACGGCAUCCUGGCGGAGGAAAGUGGACGCAUCGAGAAACUUGUCGAGGAGGAUGGACUCCGCUCCAAAGGAUUCUACGAGUACACGGGCGACGAUGGCAUCCUCUAUAGGGUGGAUUAUGUCGCCGAUGACAAUGGCUUUGUGCCCAGCGCCGCCCACUUGCCCACGGCACCACCCCCACCGCCCUAUGUGGCCAAAUUGUUGGCUUUCCUGGAAGCCAAUGCUAAGAAUGCAAAGAAAUAAAUGUUAAACUCUGAGAUUAAUAAAUUGUUGUGCCAUUUA
Drosophila ananassae is the source of this 873-nucleotide messenger RNA. RefSeq names its product larval cuticle protein LCP-30 (gene Cpr49Ab). Lineage: Eukaryota; Metazoa; Arthropoda; Insecta; Diptera; Drosophilidae. The record is from RefSeq and is a predicted model, not a curated record. The transcript is spliced from 3 exons. Gene Ontology annotation, cellular component: chitin-based extracellular matrix. Bases 40 to 834 code for a protein of 264 amino acids. Gene Ontology annotation, molecular function: structural constituent of chitin-based larval cuticle.